Gastrolobium bilobum is the source of this 4135-nucleotide messenger RNA. Its product is annotated as KH domain-containing protein At4g18375-like. The coding region runs from base 102 to 1976 and encodes 624 amino acids. Lineage: Eukaryota; Viridiplantae; Streptophyta; Magnoliopsida; Fabales; Fabaceae. The record is from RefSeq and is a predicted model, not a curated record. The transcript is spliced from 8 exons. Gene Ontology annotation, molecular function: mRNA binding. Gene Ontology annotation, cellular component: cytoplasm; nucleus. Gene Ontology annotation, biological process: regulation of gene expression.
UCAGACUUGACCCCCUUUCCUCUCCACUCUCUGUGUAUCAAGAAUUAGGGUUUUAAGUGUCCUCUUGUUAAUAUUCAGGAGUUGUGCUGAUAUUUUGGAAAAUGAGGGAGACUGGAAAACGAUAUCAUUCACAGAGAGACCAUGAUGGGAGCAGAAAAAAUCAGAAGCGAUGGGUGAAUGACAAAGAUGAAAAGGGCAAUGAUGAAUUGAUUGUUUAUAGGAUACUCUGUCCAGAUGAACUUAUUGGGAGUGUUAUUGGUAAGAAUGGGAAGGUGAUAAAUUCCAUAAGGCACGAGACCAGGGCAAAGGUCAAGGUUGUGGAUCCAUAUCCUGGUGCCAAGGAUCGGGUUAUAACAAUCUACUGCUACGUUAAGGAUAAGGAAGAAGUUGAGAUUGAUGAUGAGUUCGAUGGUAAGGAACCUCUAUGUGCUGCCCAAGAUGCUCUUCUCAAGGUUCAUGUUGCCAUUAUGAAUUCCAUGGGAACUGUUGGAGAUUCUGAGAAAAAACGUAAGGGUAAGGAUGAAUGUCAAAUCCUUGUUCCAUCAAGCCAGUCUGCAAAUAUCAUUGGUAAGGCUGGGGCUAACAUUAAAAAGCUGAGAAGUAAGACAAGGGCAAAUAUCAAGGUUACUGCCAAGGAUACAGCUGACCCAACACACUCAUGUGCUAUGGAGUUUGAUAAUUUUGUCUUGAUCACUGGUGAAUCGGAAGCAGUUAAAAGAGCACUAUUUGCAGUUUCUACUAUUAUGUACAAGUUCAGUCCCAAGGAGGACAUCUCUCUUGACACAACUGUACCAGAAGGCCCACCCAGUAUUAUCAUUCCCUCUGAAGUUCCAAUUUAUCCAUCUGGUGGAUUAUAUCCAGCUUCAGAUCCUAUUAUCCCACCGAGAUCUGUUCCUCAAAUUAUAGGUGCUACAAACAUGCAAGAUCUUCAAGGUUAUGCAGAUGCAACAAAUACAUGGCCUCUGUACUCAUCCGCCCUUCCAGUAGUUUCUGAUGUUGGUGCUUCCCAGUCUGAGGAGUUAAUUGUUAGAAUGUUGUGCCCCUCUGACAGGAUUGGGCGUGUCAUUGGGAAGGGAGGGAGUACAAUAAAAAGUAUGAGGCAGGCAAGUGGUGCUCGUAUUGAGAUUGAUGAUUCCAAGGCUAAUCAUGAUGAGUGUUUAAUCAUUAUAACUACAACAGAGUCGUCAAGUGAUCUAAAGUCCAUGGCAGUUGAAACUGUUCUGCUAAUUCAAGGGAGGAUAAAUGAUGAAGAUGAUGCCAUGGUUUCAAUCCGACUUCUAGUUCCAUCCAAAGUGAUAGGUUGUAUUAUUGGUAAAAGUGGUUCAAUCAUAAAUGAAAUACGGAAGAGAACUAAGGCAGAUAUUCGAAUCUCUAAAGGCGAUAAGCCAAAAUGUGCAGAUGUGAAUGAGGAACUCGUUGAGGUGGGUGGCGCUGUUGAUUAUGUAAGAGAUGCACUAAUCCAGAUCAUCUUAAGACUCAGAGAUGACGUAUUGAGGGAAAGGGAUACUGGCCAUAAUCCUUCUAUAAGUGCUGAAUCUUUGUACUCAGGUGGUGCUGGUCUUUCGUUGUCAUCUGUGCUGCCUUCAGUUCCUUCUGUUGCUGCUCCACUGGUUUAUGAUCAGAGGGCUGAAAGUGGAAGUGGCUUUGGGAUGCUUUCUCCAAGCAGCCUGUAUGGAUAUGGAUCUUUGUCGAUGGGGGAAAAUGGCUAUGGAUCUGCAUCUUCAUAUGCCAACAAGCUGUAUGGAGGUUUUCCUCCUUCAUCAACUCUGGAUAUGUUGAUUCCUGCUAAUGCUGUUGGUAAAGUCUUGGGUAAAGGAGGCGCAAAUAUAGGCAAUAUCAGAAAGAUUUCAGGAGCAAUGAUAGAGAUUUCUGACUCCAAAUAUGCCCGUGGUGAUCGUAUUGCCAUGAUAUCUGGCACACCUGAACAGAAGCGUGCAGCUGAAAACUUGAUCCAGGCAUUUAUAAUGGCCACCUGAAUUAUUUAAAUUUUUUCUGGGGGUUUUGAAGGUGAAAAGUUUAAUUCUUGAAGCGUAUCUUUGUUCCUCUCCUUAGUUCCUUUGAGUUGGUCCUGGAGAGAGAAUAUUCUAUAGGGUUCUUCAACUUGACUCCUGCUUCUUCCAUAGAAGUGGCUAACAAGAUUGUGCUUGAGGGAUCCAUUGCUGGUUUUGUAUGUAGGAAUUAUAGUUCCUUUCCUUUUUCUUCCCUCAAUCUACUCUCAUCUGUGUUUUGUCAUAGAAUUGUUGGAUCUCUCUGUCCUUUCUUAAUGUUUGUCUUUGGCUAGUUGGAGUCAUCUCUAUCUCCAUCAAUUAUUUUCAGAGCAACCAUAAAGCAAUGUUUAUUUUGUUUCUGGUGAUUCACAUUUCACACUCUUAUUCACCUUUCUUGCUUAAAGUAUCUACCCUAAAGAUGCAAAUGAGAUGUUGAGUCUCUAGUAUUCUCCACUUUAUGGUAUCCUUGAUUAUCCAAGUAAUUUGGUCAUAAGUGGGAAAGUUGCCUCAUUAAUUUGAAAGAUUUCAGAAAACUCUGGAUCAUCUUCUUCCCUCUGAUCUAUUUCCAUAUCUUGUAAUCCUGUCAUACAUGAGGGCAUUUGCAACUAGAUAUAACCAUCUCGUUAUUAUCGCACCAAAUGUGAUUCAUUAUAUAUGUAGAAAAAUGCUAGAAGCCAGAUUUCAUUUGUUGAAUAAAAGAAAUUCAUUAAGACAAAGAGAAGAUAAAUACAAAGAAGUAGGAGGAUAUGAUUUCCUCCUCCUUAGGCGUAUAAAGAAAAUUUUGAACAUCAAAGAACAAAGAAAAGCAUCAAUGACUUUUGGAUGGAUGAGUGGUAGGUCUUAUCCAAAGAUCACCCUUUUAUGCAAGAGAAUUCUUGCAAUUUUUGUGGCUGUGUAGCACUAAUCAUACCUAUUACCUGAAAAGCCUCUGGGAUUCAUUUCAUAGAAGUUGUGUAUGUGCUUUUCACUUAUCUGUCUUGCGAUGGAUGCCAUUCGCAAGGAAAUACUUGCUAGCUGCUACAAUAUUUCGGGGUAAGACCACGAGGUGUCUCCACACCCCGUGGUUUCUAGCUGUUGCAUUUUAUUGUAGUAAGCCUUCCCCUCUUCCAUGUAAUUCAAAAUUGUUUCAUUGGAUCCCCCAAAUUCCAUCAAGGGUGGCUGUUGUAUUCAUGCUAUGAUCUCUAUCUCUGCUACCUUCAGCUUAUGUUGUCUGGUUUACAGCUCAACAUUUAGUAUCCCAACUGAAUUUGGAUUAUAGUUAAUUGACUUUUGGUGACCCUGAUAAUAUCCUGCUCUAUUUUUAGUGAUUUCUCCCAAGUAAAAAAUAAAUUUGUAGGCAGCAGCUUGGGGUUUAUUCACAUAUUGCUUUCUGAGUAAUAUGACAAAUAAUAGGAUGCAACACCAUUAAAUCAUCUUAUUUCAGCAUCAUUUCCCUCAUUCGUACUGCCAUCUUUUAUUGAACCAUUGUCUUUGUCCAGAUUACUUGUUGCCAUGUUUCAGCAUCAUGGGCUCAAACACCCUUUCUCUUAUUUAAAUAUGACGAACCUCUGUCCUUCUAUUAUAUGCAAUUAACUAGAUACUCUGUCAAAAUUUUGCUUUUCCUAGCAAUUUGUGAUGUACAAGUUUUCUUCAUUUUGCGUUAGUCAUAUAGAUUAUUUUAUGCGGUAUCUUAAACUCUCCCCACAAUCAUAUCAGCAUGAUUAUGCUCGUUAGAAUAUUUUUCCAAUCUUUGAGGACUAUUCCUCCCUUGGUUCUAGGUCACUGUAGACUUUCGAGCAGUAUGAAUUCCCAUACUGGAUUCUAUAUGCAUUACUGUCCAUUUUUUUUGCACAAGCUUUGAUUAUUCUGCUAUAAUUUUUACACGUAGGGGUGUAGUUUAGUUUGAGUGUGGUCAUUGGGUGCAACUAAGACAUUUUUGUCUUGUAGGUAUAUCUGUGGUAUUAUUUUCUUGUGAGAGCCAGUGUGGUUCAUUGGGGGGGUAGAAGCCUAUUGAAAGCUAAUGUUAGUUGUUACUAUUUGUUUAUAAAUUUGCUCUUAUCUUUCACAUUACUUAAUCUAAGCAAUAUAUGUUCAUUGUACAUAACUUCAUGACAAUCGAUAUGACGAUGAAUCAUUCAUACAUGUAUUUAUAUAUAACCAGGAAUAUA